CCAAACUACGCAAGUGGAAACAUAACAAGUGUCUCAGAAUUCUUCCUCCUGGGCCUCUCAGAUGAUCCAGAACUGCAGCCUGUACUCUUCACCCUGUUCCUGUCCAUGUACCUGGUCACCAUGUUGGGGAACCUGCUCAUCAUCCUGGCUGUCACCUCUGACCCCCACCUCCACACCCCCAUGUACUUCUUCCUCUCCAACCUGUCCUUGGCUGACAUCGGGUUCAUCUCCACUACUGUCCCCAAGAUGAUUGUGAACAUCCAAACUCACAGCAGAGUCAUCUCCUAUGAGGGCUGCCUGACUCAGAUAUCUGUUUUUAUCUUUUUUGGAUGUAUGGAUAGUAUGCUCCUGACUGUGAUGGCCUAUGACAGGUUUGUGGCCAUCUGUCACCCACUGCAUUACAAGGUCAUCAUGAACCCACACCUCUGUUGCUCUUUAGCUUUGGUAUCUUUUUUGGUUAGCCUUUGGGACUCCCAGCUGCACAAUUUGCUUGCGUUAAAACUUACCUGCUUCAAGGAUGUGGAAAUUUUUAGUUUCUUCUGUGACCCUCCUCAAUUCCUCAAUCUUGCCUGUUCUGACACUCUCACCAAUAACAUAGUCAUGUAUUUUGACAAUGCCAUUUUUGGUUUUCUCCCUUUCUCAGGAAUCUGUUUCUCUUACUAUAAAAUACUUUAUUCCAUUCUGAGAGUCCCCUCAUCAGGUGGGAUGUAUAAAGCCUUCACCACCUGUGGUUCUCACCUGUCAGUUGUUUGCUUAUUUUAUGGAACAGGCCUUGGUGUGUACCUCAGCUCUGUGGUGUCACAAUCUCCCAGGAAGCAUACACUUGCCUCGGUGGUGUACACUGUGGUCACCCCCAUGCUGAACUCCUGCAUCUAUAGUCUGAGGAACAGGGACAUCAAGAGGGCCAUGUGGAGGUUCCUUAGCAAAAUAUUCUAA
Messenger RNA from Hippopotamus amphibius kiboko, 936 nucleotides. Its product is annotated as olfactory receptor 18-like. Gene Ontology annotation, biological process: G protein-coupled receptor signaling pathway. NCBI's taxonomy places the organism in Eukaryota, Metazoa, Chordata, Mammalia, Artiodactyla, Hippopotamidae. The transcript has a single exon. Gene Ontology annotation, molecular function: olfactory receptor activity; G protein-coupled receptor activity. Bases 106 to 936 code for a protein of 276 amino acids. The record is from RefSeq and is a predicted model, not a curated record. Gene Ontology annotation, cellular component: membrane.